ACUUAAAUGUGUCAAUCUGUUUUCCUUCUUAUCGUCUCCACACCAAAUUACAAUCAUCACAUUCAUCCCGUUCUCCAUUUUUAGACGAUACGUUUGUAUAUUUGAAAACUUUUUUUUGCAAGACUGACACUGCAGACAUUGCAAUCACACAUAAGUCAUUCAACUACAGCUUCCGUUUGGUAUGAGGCUUGUAUCGAUUUUUGCUUGCAUUAUUAUUAGCAAUUUUGUGUAGAUUUAUACACAUUUUAAGAACUUUGACAACUUCCAAGACUAUCAACUGUAUUUACCAUCAGCAUCAUCCAGCCGGCUUCUUAUAUCAGGAUCAUUCCCUUAAUAAUUAAUAAUCCCUGAAAAUGGUGUGCUAUGCAAUCGGGACAGCCGCUCAUGGACUGUCGAAGGAACGGAAGGCAACGUUGGUUCUUGAGGAUGGGACUGAAUUUCGAGGAUUUGUUUUUGGGGCAACGGUCUCCGUACCUGGCGAAGUUGUAUUCCAAACUGGGAUGGUUGGAUAUCCAGAAUCCUUGACAGAUCCCUCCUAUUGCCAACAAAUUUUGGUUCUCACGUAUCCCAUGAUUGGCAACUAUGGCGUUCCGGGGUCGGACGUUGAUGAGCAUGGUAUUCCAAGGAAUUUUGAGUCCCGGAAAAUCUGGGCAGCCGGCCUCGUCGUGGGAGAAGUUUGUUUAGAGCCAAGUCAUUGGGAUGCGGUCAAGACGUUGUCCACUUGGAUGGAAGAGCAAAAAUGUCCAGGCAUCUACGGCAUUGAUACUCGUCAACUCACAAAACAUAUUCGCAACAAAGGCACGCUGUUGGGGAAAAUCUUGGUCCAUGACAUCGAAACAGGGAGUGAGGAUGAUGGGCCGGCGACGUGCAGCAAUUUCAUCAGCGGCAGUGACCUGCCUUUCAAGGAUCCAAAUCUCAUCAAUCUCGUGGACGAAGUCUCAACCAAAAAACCCGUCGUCUACAACCCGAAAGGAUCUCCUAAAAUAUGCGUCGUUGAUUGUGGAAUGAAAUUUAACCAGUUGAGGUGCUUGUUAAAACGUGGAGCAAGUGUGAAAGUGGUUCCGUGGAAUUAUGAUUUUGUGAAAGACCAAGAUUAUGACGGGCUGUUCAUUAGCAAUGGUCCUGGAGAUCCUCAAAUGUGCAAAGAUACCGUUGAUGCACUCCGGCAGUUACUUGCCAAACCGAAUCCCAAGCCAAUCUUUGGAAUUUGUUUGGGGCACCAACUGCUGUCAAUCGCAGCUGGAUGUAACACUUAUAAAAUGAAAUAUGGAAAUCGAGGGCACAACCAGCCUUGUAUUCACGAGGAAACGAAUCGGUGUUACAUCACAUCGCAAAAUCAUGGCUUUGCCGUAGACGCGAAAUGCUUGCCAGAAAACUGGCUCCCCUUGUUCACCAAUGCCAACGAUGACACCAACGAAGGAAUUGUGCAUUCGAAUGCACCUUUUUUUAGCGUCCAAUUCCAUCCAGAACAUACGGCUGGACCACAAGACACGGAAUUUUUGUUUGACAUCUUCUUAGACAGCGUCAAGACCAGCAAUGCCCGCAAACCGCAGACACCAAUCAAUGACAUCAUUACUUCGUACAUUAAGGAGAGGUCACCGAGUGCAGAGAAGAUUGCGACCAUGAGAAUCCUACCAAGGAAAGUGCUCAUCCUUGGUUCUGGGGGAUUAUCCAUCGGACAAGCGGGCGAAUUUGAUUACAGUGGGAGUCAAGCAAUAAAGGCUAUGCAGGAGGAAAACAUUCAGACUGUUUUGAUCAAUCCGAACAUUGCGACCGUACAAACGUCGAAAGGUUUGGCUGAUAAGGUUUACUUUCUCCCCAUUACACCCGAGUAUGUUGAACAAGUGAUCAAAUCGGAGAGGCCGGACGGCAUUCUUUUGACUUUUGGAGGACAAACUGCACUUAACUGUGGAGUAGAGUUGGACAAACGUGGCGUCUUUGAGACCUACAAUAUUCGAGUGUUGGGAACUUCGAUAAAUUCCAUAAUUAUUUCUGAAGAUCGCAAAUUAUUUGCAGAGAAAAUUGCAGAGAUUGGAGAACAAGUCGCUCCCAGUUUCAUUGCAUGCACUUUGGACGAGGCCUUGGAAGCUGCGGAUAAAUUAGGUUACCCUGUCCUUUCACGUGCUGCUUAUUGCUUGGGAGGACUUGGAUCAGGAUUUGCUCAUAAUGAUGAAGAACUGCGAGCCCUGGCCACUCAAGCCUUGGCCAGCUCAAAUCAGCUAAUUAUCGAUAAGUCUUUGAAAGGAUGGAAAGAGGUCGAGUACGAAGUUGUUCGAGACGCUUAUGAUAACUGCAUAGCCGUAACAAAUAUGGAAAAUUUGGAUCCACUGGGCAUACACACCGGGGAAUCAAUCGUAGUUGCACCCAGCCAGACUUUGAGCAACAAUGAUUACUACAUGCUUCGAGCCACAGCUCUCAAAGUUAUUCGACACUUGGACAUUGUUGGCGAAUGCAACAUUCAAUAUGCGCUGUGUCCCAACUCCAAUCAGUAUUAUAUCAUUGAGGUCAAUGCAAGAUUGUCAAGAAGUUCUGCGCUGGCCAGCAAAGCCACGGGUUACCCACUAGCCUAUGUGGCAGCCAAAUUAGCCCUUGGAAAAUCUCUCGUGACGUUGAGAAACACGGUCACGGGAUGUACAACGGCUUGUUUUGAGCCAAGUCUGGACUACUGCGUAGUGAAGGUACCUCACUGGGACUUCAGAAAGUUUUCAGGAGUUAGCACAAAGAUCGGCAGCUCCAUGAAAAGCGUCGGAGAAGUGAUGGCAAUCGGACGAAAAUUUGAGGAAGCCAUGCAGAAAGCGCUAAGAAUGACGGACGAACAUAUUCUUGGCUUCGAUCCUAACUCAAUGCCCGUUGUGGAUGAGGAGUUGAAGUAUCCAACUGACACGCGAAUGUUUGUGCUCGCUGCAGCUCUCAAAGCAGGCUAUGAAAUUGACAGAUUGUACGAACUGACGAAAAUCGACAAAUGGUUUUUGCACAAGAUGAGGAACAUGAUAAACUACCAAGUGCGCAUGGAGUGUCUUGGCCCAAAACAACUGACGAAAGAAUUAGUAAUGGAAGGAAAGCAGCUAGGAUUUUCCGAUAAGCAGAUUGCAAUUUGUGUAAAAAGCACUGAAUUGGCUGUGAGAAACAGUCGCGAGGAGUUUGGUGUCCUCCCGUUUGUGAAGCAGAUUGACACAGUUGCAGCAGAAUGGCCCUGCGCUACAAACUAUCUGUACUUGACCUACAGUGCGAGUGAACAUGAUAUUGAUUCUCCCGGAAAUUAUGUAAUGGUCAUUGGAUCCGGAGUGUACAGGAUUGGCAGUUCUGUCGAGUUUGAUUGGUGUGCAGUUGGAUGCAUCCGAGAGCUUAGAAGGCUCGGAAAGAAAACCAUCAUGGUUAAUUACAACCCCGAAACUGUCAGCACUGACUAUGAUAUGUGCGAUCGUCUGUAUUUCGACGAAAUUUCCUUUGAGGUCGUGAUGAACAUUUACAAUUUUGAGAAUCCUGAAGGUGUGAUACUUUCCAUGGGGGGCCAGCUUCCGAACAACAUUGCAAUGGAUUUGCAUCGUCAAAGAGCUAAUAUUUUGGGAACGUCGCCCGAAAUGAUUGAUAAUGCUGAGAAUCGCUUUAAAUUUUCUCGAAUGUUGGAUCGUAUGGGAAUUUUGCAGCCAAGAUGGAAGGAGUUGACCAGCUAUGAAUCUGCGGAAGAGUUUUGUCAACAUGUCGGAUAUCCCUGCUUGGUCCGACCUUCGUACGUCCUGAGUGGGGCAGCCAUGCUGGUUGCUCAUAGUUCUCAGGAUCUCAAGAAGUACUUGAGCAAUUGUGCCGCACUCAACAAGGAUAAACCUGUAGUGAUCUCCAAGUAUAUUAUGGAGGCCAAGGAAAUCGACAUAGACGCCGUCGCAAGGGAAGGGGAAAUCAUGUGCAUGGCCGUGUCAGAACACGUGGAAAAUGCAGGCGUGCACAGUGGCGACGCAACGUUGGUUACUCCUCCUCAGGACUUGAAUACAGAAACGGUCUCCAAGAUCAAGUCCAUCGUUCAUUCGAUUGCAAGGUCCCUCGAAGUCACGGGCCCAUUGAACAUCCAACUAAUUGCCAAAGACAACGAACUGAAAGUAAUUGAAUGCAACCUCAGAGUCUCGAGGUCCUUCCCUUUUGUUUCCAAAACUUUGGAUUACGACUUUGUGGCGAUCGCGACCAAAGUUAUAAUUGGGGAAAAGGCGGACGCAGUGGAUAUCAUGGCAGGUUGUGGGCGAGUGGGAGUCAAAGUGGCACAAUUUUCCUUCUCCCGAUUGGCAGGGGCGGAUGUGAUGCUGGGUGUUGAGAUGGCGUCGACGGGAGAGGUGGCAUGUUUUGGGGAAAAUCGGUAUGAAGCGUACUUAAAAUCGAUGAUCAGCACUGGGUUUAUUAUACCACAAAGAUCAAUCCUCCUCUCCAUUGGAACUUACAAGCACAAGGCAGAGUUUCUGGAAAGUGUUCGGACUCUGCAUAAAAUUGGGUACAAGCUCUAUGGAAGCAUGGGCACCGCGGACUACUACAUGGAACACGGGAUUAAGGUUGAACCGAUGGAGUGGACCUUUGAAAAUAUCGGAGAAGCAGGCGACCAAGGUGAUCUGAUACUGCUUUCAGAUUACUUGGCCAGGAGACAACUGGACUUGGUUAUCAACCUCCCCAUGCGUUCUGGAGGGGCUCGAAGAGUCUCAUCCUUCUCGACGCAUGGCUAUCGAACACGAAGGUCUGCAGUGGACUUUGCUGUCCCGCUAGUGACGGAUGUGAAAUGUGCAAAAUUGCUUGUUGAAGCUCUUCGCAGAUUAGGCCGCACUUCUCCAAAAAUGAAGACGCACACGGAUUGUAUGGCAUCCAGAGUAACGCUCCGAUUUCCAGGGUUAAUUGACGUCCACGUGCAUCUGCGUGAGCCAGGACAAACGCACAAGGAAGAUUUUUGCUCAGGGACUGCUGCAGCACUUGCCGGCGGAUUCACAAUGGUAUGUGCAAUGCCAAACACUCAACCAGCAGUGAUCGACAGGUCUACGCUAGCCAUUGCCAAAGAUCUCGCCAAGAAGAAUGCCAGAUGUGAUUAUGCUUUGUACGCUGGUGGGACCGAAAAAAAUUUCGACGAUGUUCCCGAGCUAGCAAACCAAGUUGCCGGCCUCAAAUUAUAUCUCAACGACACUUUCACCACCCUGAAAAUGGAGGAUACUUCAAAAUGGUCAAAACACUUUAUCAAUUGGCCCUCGAACGUGCCCCUCUGCGUCCACGCUGAGAGUAGCAAAUGUGCGGCCGCAAUUCUCAUGGCUGGAAUUCAUAAUCGUCCAGUUCAUAUCUGCCAUGUUUCAUUGAGAGAAGAGAUCGAGCUUAUCAGAGCCGCAAAAUUGAAGGGCUAUCCCAUCACCUGCGAGGUCACACCGCACCAUUUGUUUUUCUCAAAGAAGGAUUUGCAAUGGUUGGGGAAUAGGAAAGGUCAAGUUCGUCCUAUUCUUGCUGCAGAUGACGACCAAAAGGCUUUAUGGGAAAAUCUCCCAAUCAUUGACGUCAUCGCAUCGGAUCACGCUCCACAUACCACGGAGGAAAAGACAUGUGACGAGCCCUGUCCUGGAUUCCCUGGUUUGGAGACAACUCUUCCAUUGAUGUUGAAUGCUGUAAACGAGGGGAAAAUCUCCUUGGAGGACGUCAUGAAUAAGUUGUAUCAUAACCCCAAGAAAAUUUUCAAUCUUCCUGAACAGCCCAACACCUAUGUCGAGAUUGACAUGGAGAAAGAGUGGGUCAUUGACGAAAAGAAGAUGCAAACAAAAUGCAAAUGGAGUCCAUUUAAUGGGAGAAAAGUCAAAGGAGCCAUUUCAAGAGUUGUACUCCGAGGGGAAGUGGCUUAUGUUGAUGGUCAAGUUCUGGUUCCUCCUGGCUUCGGCAUCGACCUCAAGGACUCCAAAGUUCCACUGGCUAAUGGCACCAAAGACAUCUUUGCAUUUCCUUCUGUGGAUGGAAGAACGACUCCAGUAAAAUCAUUUGCAAAGGAGCUCUCCGUUUCGUGUGGAAGUAUUGAAGAUGGGCUUAACACUUAUGAAUAUCCACCUGAUUUGCUGAUGAGUCCAACUGGCUUAGGAAGACCGAGCUCAAGAACUUACUUGUCGGAAGUUUUGUCCAGGAGAUCUGCAUCGCCAGUCCCCCAUCACGUGCCAUGUGGCAGCUUCGAGAAUACUUUUGUAGGUCCGCUGGGUUCUCCAAGUCAUCCAGCAAUCCAACCAAUUCACAAUCAAGAGAAGCAAGUUCUUACGACCCAUGCGUCCACCUUGGUGUCCUUGCCCUUCACUUCUCCUGCCGUCACGCAGUCAACGACCGAAGUGCUGAAAAAGUUGGUCGGACGACACGUUUUGAAUGCUGGAAUGUUCAACAAAAAUGAACUUCACGCCCUUUUCAAUUUGGCUCAAUUUUUCCGAAAUUCCGUUCACAAAGACAGAGCAAUCGAUAACAUUUUAAAAGGCAAAGUUAUGGCGUCGAUUUUCUACGAAGUAAGUACCAGAACUAGUUGCAGCUUUUCUGCAGCAUUUCAACGACUUGGAGGAACAGUGAUAAACGUGGACGAGUCAAGUUCGUCAGUCAAGAAGGGGGAGACGCUGGAAGACACUAUCAGAGUAAUGAGCGGAUACAGCGAUGUUGUUGUCCUGCGACAUCCAGAACCAGGAGCCGUUUCUCGUGCUGCGUCAAAGUCUCAAAAACCUGUCAUCAAUGCUGGCGACGGUACUGGGGAGCAUCCAACCCAGGCCUUGUUGGACGUUUUCACCAUACGAGAAGAGAUCGGAACAGUCAAUGGCCUUAUUAUUACAAUGGUUGGAGAUCUCAAGCACGGACGGACAGUACAUUCCCUCGCAAGGCUCCUCACCCUCUACAAGGUUAAUUUGCGAUACGUGUGUCCACCUGGAUUGGAAAUGCCACAUAGUGUUUACGAUUUUGUAAAAUCCAAAGGAAUUUCUCAGGAAUACGUACCCUUAGAAGAUGCCCUUAGAGACACUGAUGUCCUCUAUGUCACACGAAUUCAAAAGGAAAGGUUUUCAACACCGGAAGAAUAUGACAGAGCGAAUGGUCAAUUUGUGAUUACGCCACAAAUCAUGACCUCAGCCAAAAAGCGAAUGAUUGUUAUGCAUCCACUUCCACGGGUGGAUGAAAUAAGCUCUGAAUUCGAUUCAGAUCCUAGAGCAGCGUACUUUCGACAGGCCGAGGCUGGAAUGUACGUGCGAAUGGCACUGCUUGCAAUUGUAAUGGAUAGAUACACUUUUAAGUCUUCUUAAAUCGUUUUUUUUACAUUUUAUUUGAAAUUUUAUUUGAAACACAAAAAAUCACAAUUUUUACAAAAUAUUUAAUUUAAGAGUUGAGGUCUUUGGAUUCAUUUAUUUUAAUUUAACGUAUACAACAUUGUCCACAAUUUCAUUCCGUCACACUGGACUUCCUUUUAUAUUUUGAUUUGUACUUUUUGACUGAUAAUUUUUGCCAAUAAAUGUCUGGUUGUUGUAUUUUAUGAAA
Messenger RNA from Folsomia candida, 7494 nucleotides. RefSeq names its product CAD protein (gene rudimentary). Lineage: Eukaryota; Metazoa; Arthropoda; Collembola; Entomobryomorpha; Isotomidae. Gene Ontology annotation, biological process: L-glutamine metabolic process; 'de novo' pyrimidine nucleobase biosynthetic process. The coding region runs from base 354 to 7262 and encodes 2302 amino acids. The transcript is spliced from 66 exons. Gene Ontology annotation, cellular component: cytoplasm. Gene Ontology annotation, molecular function: ATP binding; carbamoyl-phosphate synthase (glutamine-hydrolyzing) activity; hydrolase activity, acting on carbon-nitrogen (but not peptide) bonds, in cyclic amides. The record is from RefSeq and is a predicted model, not a curated record.